Ogataea philodendri is the source of this 285-nucleotide messenger RNA. RefSeq lists its product as uncharacterized. The transcript has a single exon. NCBI's taxonomy places the organism in Eukaryota, Fungi, Ascomycota, Pichiomycetes, Pichiales, Pichiaceae. The record is from RefSeq and is a predicted model, not a curated record. Bases 1 to 285 code for a protein of 94 amino acids.
AUGGUGGAUCUCGUAUCUUGGUUGCAGUCCUCUCAAAAUAGCAACGGUCUCUCUGAUGGUAGGUUCACGAACGUCGAUGCGCUGGAACCGUCUUUCAAAAGCACCGUCUUUCUCGAUGUACUUACGGUACUCGGUCACAGUGGUGGCACCAAUGCAGUGGAAGUUACCUCUGGCCAAAGCUGGCUUCAGCAAGUUGGCAGCGUCCGACUUUCCGUCACCCAUCAACAUGUGGAUCUCAUCAAUGAAGAGGAUGAUCAUGGCCUGGGAAUUCUCGAUGUCGGUUAA